Messenger RNA from Schistocerca americana (American grasshopper), 1707 nucleotides. RefSeq names its product protein kinase 4-like. Bases 1 to 1707 code for a protein of 568 amino acids. The record is from RefSeq and is a predicted model, not a curated record. The transcript is spliced from 3 exons. NCBI's taxonomy places the organism in Eukaryota, Metazoa, Arthropoda, Insecta, Orthoptera, Acrididae.
AUGUUGCGCACUACAGGUGACGUCACAGGCCACGUCAACGAACGUGUUGCUAUGGACACAGCUGACCUACAUGUAAACAACAUGACAGACGCGACAGUCAAUAUUACUGAUUUGGACAUACAAAGUAUGGAAGUGUGUAGUGUUGACAAAGUUACACACCCGAUUAACACAGCUUCGGACACGUUAAGUUCUGGUAGUAGCAGUAACGGGCUUGACCCAGAAACUUACGAUAGUCCCAACACAAUAAGGAAAAUAAUUUACAUACCAAACAGAGAUCAAACACAAACACAAAUUUCGAGUGCAUGUGAAUUGCAGAACACACAACCUGUAACUUCACAACCCGACACAACACAUUCUGCACAGCAAUUAGGCAAUGUAGCAGGAAAUGGAGCGUUUGCUGCCUUGCUCACUUUCCUAGGAGACAGACUCGCACAGAUCACACAAAAGAUAGACGAAUCCAGCGAGAAAACUAGGUAUGACUUAACACAGAAAAUGGAUGAAAUGAAUAGGGACUUAACACGGUUAAAUCAGAAGGUAGAAGAAUCAAAGAGGGAUAUAACGCAGCAGGUAAGAGGGGUAAAAGACGAAGUACAGAGCCUCACAGUGCAGUUAAAACGCCUCACUGUGGAGCAUAACGAAUUUAAGAACCAAUUAGAAACGGUUUUAGACAAUUCAUCACAGAACAAACUGAUUACUGACAUAGGAAACAUGAAAAACGAAGUAAACAGUAUACAGGAGAAUUACGGAAACAUUCCAACAGAGGUUACAAAACUGUCAGAUCGAAUAGGAUCACUAGAAUUAGAGCAAAAACAGAUCAAGGAAGAUCUAAGCUUAGUAAAGGAAAGUCUAGAAGACACUACAACGGCACAAAAGGUGGUGCAUGAAUACGGCACAUGCCUUACAGGUUUCGAAAGACAUCUAGCUGAAAAGGAGACAGAAAUAGUUGACAGAGUAAUGAAACAGGUUAAGACUGUCCUAGAGCAAACCAAACAAACAUCUGUAGAGACAAACACACAAACAGAAAAACCUAGAACCGUCACUACUGACACUGCUAUAAGCAAACCACCAAGCAUUGAAUUUGGUAAUGAAAAGAGUAUUGUACGAGUACAAGAUCAGGUACAGCAGCGGUACACACCACAAGCGAAAGAUAGAACUUCUCCAGCUGUUAGCUGUUUACACAACAUGCUGUCAAGUAGCAAUUAUACACCGCAUUGCUCGUGUAGUCAUUCAUCAACACCACAUGACGGUCAAAGGCAGAACAGCAAUAACAGUAACCGCAACGGCAAUAAUCGUAACGGUAAUUACAAUCACAAUAAUAAUAAUACACCCGGCAGGCAAACACAACAACUUGACUACCCGCGGGGGCAGAAUGGUCAAACAUAUGGAAACAAACCGUGGAACCGCAGGGAAAACAGAUACAAUCCCGGGUAUCAAAACGGCAGAAAUAGGAACAGGGGCAGAUUUCAGCCAAAUUCACAUUGGCAAAAUAAUAACACACAGAACAAUAACAGAAACAGCAACACUUUUGGAAGAAACAGGCGAGCCACAUAUCCAGCAACUGGCAAUGCAUGGCAAGCGCAAACGCCAAGUGUAAAUAUUAUUGAAUUGAAUGACAACAACACAGCCAGUACACCCGUACUAGCUAACGGCAGCGUUGCCAACACCGUGGAAAACAGCACGCGACACUGCUCACCCCCGCAGCGGUAG